AUGUCUAUGGAGGAGAGCAUAAGCUUGGAGGAGACCAACAAGAUCCGUAUCUCGCUUGGUCUCAAGCCUCUCACGGAUGACAAGGCUCCCGCGACCAACAAGGAGGCAGAGGCAGAGGACAACUAUACCAAACAACGAGACCGAGAAGCGAAGGAACGGGAGACGAAGGCUCUCCAGGAUCGGAUUGCAAAGCAGAGGAACAAGCGCGAGCUCAAUGCGAAGCUCAAGGGUGCCACCCUCGGCGAUGCGGACGGCUCCGUAGAUGACACCUUGAAGUGGAUCAAGCGAAGCAAGAAGAAGGAGAAGGAGCUGGCUAAGAAGAGGCAGGAAGAGCUCGAGAACAUGGACAAGAUGUUCCAGGGAGAUGACUAUACAGAGAAGGACCUCGAGGGUCUCAAAGUCAGCCAUGACUUUGAAGGCAUGGAGGACGGCGAAGCUCGGAUAUUGACGCUGAAGGACAGUCGUGUAUUGGAUAACGAAGAGGACGAACUUCAGAAUGUGGAUAUGGCGGAACGUGAGCGCGACAAGAAGAACCAGGAUCUGAAGAUCAAACGGCGAGACUACACUGGCUACGACGACGACGAAUUCGCACCUGGUGCCGAUCCUAUGAAGCGCUCCCUGUUGUCAAAAUACGACGACUUCCUAGAGGGACCCAAAGAAACGGGUUUCCGGCUGGGUAGUUCUUCAUCUGCUCCUCGCGACAAGAGAAAGGAAGAGGUCGAGAAGGCCGUGGCCGUGAACAAGUCUUUGUUGUCCAUAGACUACGCUAAGAACCUCGAGUCUGCGGAUUAUAUGCAACCGGGCGAUGUAGGAUUCAAGAAGCCCAAAACCAAGAAGAAACGGUCAUCUCGUCGGCCGAACGUCGAAGACUCGGACCUCACCGCCAAUGUUGGCGACGACCUCAUGCAGGUAGACGAGAAACCCAUUGUCCCUCGACAACGUAAUUUGGAUGCCAAUUUCGUAGAUGACGACGAACUACAAGCUGCUCUCGCGCGCUCUCGCCGCGCCAAGCUGCAGAAGCCGAAGAAACUGUCUUCGGAGGAAAUUGCAAAGCAGAUCGCGGAGCAGCGUGCACAGUCUGAAGCCAAGGAGGCUAUCAUGGUCGAAGAUGAUGAAGCCGCCGAUGGUGGUCUGACAAUUGACGACACCUCAGAGUUCGUCCGCGCCAUCACAUACGAUCCAACGGCGGUCAAGAAGGAACCCGUCGAAACUUCCGUUGCAGCCUCGAGACAGCCGUCUACGCCUCCAACCGCGACGAAGUCGGAGGAUGUGGAGAUGGAUGAGCUCGAAGCAGGCGAGGUCAUCGUGAAGGAAGAAGACGAUGACGAGGCCAUGCUCAAUGCCAUCGAGAACGCCAUUUUGCAAGCCGAAGUGGCGAACGUUGAACCAGCGUCAGCUGCAGCCGACGCUGGCGUCGGAACCUCCGAAGAGCAAAGCUUCGGUUCCGGAAUGGCCGCGACCCUCAACAUCCUGCGUCAACAGGGCGUCCUCGCCAGGCCGAAGGCGGACGACGCUGAACGGGAACAUGUGCAGCUUCAACGCGACCUGUGGCUCGCGAACUACAGGCAGAUGGUCGCACAGCGGGAACUGGAGCGCACGAAGAUGCGGGGCGGCAAUAAGGACCAGGCGACCCGGGAGUACGAGAAUCGGAUGCGGGAGCAACAGGAGGCACGGCAAAACCUUGAGGCGUUCAAGCACUACAAGCCGGACGUGAACAUCGUGUAUUACGACGAGUUCGGCCGUGCGCUCACUCCGAAAGAGGCUUGGAAGGCACUUUCGCAUAAGUUCCACGGCAAGGGCUCCGGCAAGGGGAAGACGGAGAAGCGCUUGAAGAAGAUCGCCGAGGAGCGCAAGAAGGAGGCCAUGGCGAGCGGCGACACCCCGCUGAGCAUGAACCAGGCUUUCCAGAUCCGCCAGGAGAAGGCUGGCCAAGCGCACUUCGUCCUGUCAGUCGGCAACAGAGGGGCUGUCCCACAGGCCGCGGAGUUUUUCGACAGCCAGCCGCUCACUAAGGGUGCGGGCAAGACUGAGAAGAAGAAAAAGAAGCAGGCCGGCAAGGACGCGAUACCUCAGCUCGAUUCAACCGGUUUCAUGACGCUCCCCGCACCGAUGCCCAACACCAGCAGCCCUGCCCCUGGCAUGUCCGCAGGCAGCUCCCCUGCCCCACGCCCCGGCUUCUCGCGCAUUUCCACCGCUGCCGAGGUCGACACCUCGCAGGAGGCGACCUCCGUUUCUUCCCAACGUACCAAGGUCGUCAUUGGCCUCGGCGCAAAGCGCAAGGCGGCCGCGGACGCGCAGGGCACCCCGCCUCCCAAGAGCGUGAAGCGGUAA
Epithele typhae is the source of this 2331-nucleotide messenger RNA. Its product is annotated as SART-1 protein. Gene Ontology annotation, cellular component: U4/U6 x U5 tri-snRNP complex. Gene Ontology annotation, biological process: maturation of 5S rRNA; mRNA cis splicing, via spliceosome. The record is from RefSeq and is a predicted model, not a curated record. The coding region runs from base 1 to 2331 and encodes 776 amino acids. Lineage: Eukaryota; Fungi; Basidiomycota; Agaricomycetes; Polyporales; Epitheliaceae. The transcript is spliced from 10 exons.